Molecule: messenger RNA, 2238 nt
Organism: Misgurnus anguillicaudatus (oriental weatherfish)
Lineage: Eukaryota; Metazoa; Chordata; Actinopteri; Cypriniformes; Cobitidae
Product: mRNA decay activator protein ZFP36L1
Molecular function (GO): metal ion binding; mRNA binding
Source: RefSeq, a predicted model, not a curated record
AGAGCUGGAGGCGUGGUCGCCGUACAGUGCAGCGUUAAAACCACGUGUUGCUGCGGGAAGCGUAGAGUUCACCAAAACUACGAGGGUGUUGUGUGGGAUCGCCAAAUAACACAUUUUACAGGACUAUGCCAUCCUACGCGCUAAAUCAGUUUAUUGACCUGGAUGACGUCUUGUGCAAGCACCUUUUAAAUCUUGAUCUCCGAGAGCCAGCUAAGAUCUCCCCACAUGCAGCUGCUGUCGGAUACAGAAAGCCCGAAAGUCCCUGCACGCUUUCAUCCGGUUCUGGACUUUCUUUGGACAGCAUGGAUAGCGGAUGCAUAAACUCCGGCUACUGGGGCUCCCAGAAAAUCUCAUCGCAGUCAAAGUGGAGCAAGGUUCCCUUUUGGUCCGAGCGCUCCGUUAGCAUGGUGGAGGGGAACACUGGAAGUCUGGGUUGGUCCUCCUCUGAUCCCAAUAACUUCAAACAGCCAUUGGCGUCAGGUGCAGCGUCUCUCUCCAGCUCCACUUCAUCAAUCUCAGUCACCUCGUCCCGUUACAAGACAGAACUGUGCCGCACGUUUGCCGAAAGGGGUGUGUGCAAAUACGGUAGCAAAUGUCAGUUUGCCCACGGGCACGAAGAAUUGCGAGACCUCAGCCGGCACCCUAAAUAUAAGACGGAGCCCUGCCGCACUUUCCACUCCAUCGGCUUCUGUCCCUACGGCAUUCGGUGCCAUUUUGUGCACAAUGCCGAAGACGACGACGCACAUGCCCGCUCCCAGACUUCCAAUCCAACAGUCCAGCGGCCUCCACUCCUUAAACAGAGCUUCAGCUUUUCUGGGUUUCCAACAUCUUCCCAACCCCUUGAUGCCCCCCUCACCUCGGCCUCCUUUCUCCGAGCACCUUCUGUUUCCACUCCGACGUCAACCACCAUCUCCGACCUCCUCUCCUUGGCCUUCCCAGAUAUAGACCCCAACACCCUUCUAGACCAGGCCAGGGAAUUCAACCCUCAGUUUUUGCCCUCUCCUGACUCUGGGUGCUCCCUCUCUGGACUCUCUCCCACCCAGCUGCUUUCAUCCCAGUCCGAAAGCUGCUCGAGACAAAGCCCGACCGGCGACGCACCUCUAGGCCUCCGUAGUCUCUCUCACACUUCGCUCUCGGACCACGAGGGCGGCAGCUGCAGUUCGUCCAGCAGCAUGAGCGGCUCAGAGUCCUCCUUCGGACAUGACGGCAACGGGCGCAGGCUCCCCAUCUUCAGCCAGCUGUCGGUGCCUGAUGAUGUCAUCUACAGUGAGGGUAGCAACUCCAGCACGAGCUUCUUCCUCUAAACUCCCUAAAGGGACUGAACUGUAUACUGUGUUAUACCUACUGUAUUAUAUGACCAAUACUUGACAUUUUAGUUAAGCUCAGAGUGUGAUUUAAGUAUUUUGCAGUUAUACUUUAAGUGGGUGGGGAGGUUGUACCCUUUUAAGCACAGAGAUUGCCUGGUUUGUUUUUGAUGACCGCUGCAGGGGUGGGAAAUUCAUUUAGUUUGUAACACAAAUUCUGGCAUUCCAAUGUUUUUGUUUUUUUAAAGAAAGGAUUCUUAACCGUUAUGACUUUUAAAGAUGCAUUUAGCAAUCAACUAUUUACAAAAAGAUUUAUUGUACCAAAAGUAGCCAAAGAGAGGUUGUUAGACUUUCUUGGAGUUUUUUAUUUUAUUUACUGUACUCUAAUGCGGAGACCAAACUUUUUCACUGCCUUUUAUAAGUCGACUGUUUCUAAACAACAUUGCCGAGGUUAGAAUAUAUCUAUAUUUUUAUUAGUGAUGUUAGUCGGCAAUAUCAUCAAGUUCCUGCUCUUUUUCUACGAUUGUUUGUUUGAUUUGCCUUACGUUUCAGAAGAUGUUUUAAGCAGACCUUCACAAGUGCACAGUUUGAGCUUUAUUUCGAGUCGGUUGCCUUCUGAUAAUGUUGCGUAGUUUUUGAUGGGUAGUUGGUUGAGUUUAGACAAAUCCAAUUAUUACUAAAUGUGCCAUUAGUGACCACCUUAGUUAUUUUUAUAGCUGGUUCUGAUGGGUCCCUUUUUGCAUCCAGUUAUCUGAGAUGCUCCUGUUGGCUUUGUUACAUGAAGAGUUUCAAGUAACUUAAUUUCAUUUUUUAUUUAUUUUAUUGUAUUUAUAGAAAGCGUGUUUUUUGAUAACGUUUGUAUUAAGUUUAAUAUAUUGGUUUUUCUCCUUGCUGCCCUCAUUUUGUACUGAAAAUAAACCCUGUUGAUAAACAA